UUCCCUUCACUGUAAACUGGAUGUAAACUUACCGAAAACCUGAGUCAGACAGCUGAUCUGGGACAACACGGUGACAGCUCCUGCAGAGAGGACUCAGUGUGUGUCUGCUUCCAGCCCAUAAAGCUCGGAUCACCUCCUGUCUGCUUUUAUUUGCACAGUUAAAGGAUCCCAUCAUGCCCCCUAAGAGACGUGCUGCUACUGCUGCUGCCUCUGCCAGUGUGGGUGGAAAAAAGGGCAAAAAGGAGACACCAAAGGCCAAGGAUGCCUUCACUUCUGCAAAAGAAGCCCUCCUGGCUGCAGGGCCACAGCAGAAAGGCAAGAGGAAGGUGGAUGAGCACGCCUCACUGGGAGGCUCUGGGGAGGUGUAUGAGGACUACGACUGUAUGCUCAAUCAGACUAACAUUGGUCAUAACAAUAACAAGUUUUACGUCAUUCAAGUUCUAAAAGAUGGAAAUCAGUUCUAUGCAUGGAACAGAUGGGGCAGAGUGGGAGAGGUCGGUCAGUCUAAACUCAGCCCCUUUCCUAACCCUGAGAGUGCUAUCAAGGACUUUGAGAAAAAGUUUAAGGACAAGACAAAGAACAACUGGAGCGAUCGGUUGAAUUUUGUUUCUCACCCUGGGAAGUAUACGCUCAUAGAGGUGGAUGGAGAAGAGGACGCUGAGGUCAAGGUGGACACAGUUGAUGGCAAGACCGUCAAAGUGGGCAAAAACAUCCUGCCUUGUACCUUGGACAAUGCUACAAAGAGCCUCAUUGAGCUCAUUUUCAGCAACGACAUGUUCAAAGAGGCCAUGGAAUGUAUGAACCUGGACAUCAAGAAAAUGCCUUUGGGCAAGCUCAGUAAGAUGCAGAUUGCAAAAGGCUUUGAGGUGCUGGAGGAGAUUGAAAGUGCCAUGAAUCAAAGAGGUGGAAAAUCACGACUGGAAGAGUUGUCUUCCAAGUUCUUCACCACAAUCCCACACAACUUUGGGCGAAACAGACCACCAACCAUUGACAACAAAGAGAUUGUAGAGCAGAAGAAGGAGAUGCUGAUGGUGCUGGCUGACAUCGAGCUUGCCCAGACUCUGAAAUCAGAGACUGAAAAGGCCCAGGAAGAGAUGAUCGAGACAGUUCCUCACCCUGCAGACCAGGACUAUAGUUCUCUGAAAUGCAAGCUCAGUCUAAUGGAUAAAGAUACAGAAACAUUCAAGAUAAUAGAGAAAUACUUGAAGGCUACUUCAAAUGGCUAUCGUAAACCCAAAAUUAUUGAUGUUUGGACGGUUGAUCGAGAGACAGAGGGACUGCGGUUUAGUGAGAAUGAUCAUCUGGAAAACCGGUGUCUGCUGUGGCACGGUACAAAUAUAGCUGUGGUGGCAGCAAUCCUAAAGAGUGGUCUGCGCAUAAUGCCUCAUUCAGGAGGCCGUGUUGGUCGUGGUAUUUAUUUUGCAUCUGAAAACAGCAAGUCUGCAUGUUAUGUGCGCACCAGUAAAAAUACUGGAGUGAUGUUUUUGAACGAGGUAGCUCUUGGCAAAGAGUAUACAAUCACCAGAGAUAACAGCUCGUUGAAGAAGGCUCCUCAAGGCUUUGACUGUGUCAUAGCACGAGGAACUGUGGAACCAGAUCCCUCCAAGGACAUCUUUAUCACUCUGGAGGGGAAGCAGGUGGCUGUGCCUCAGGGUCCGCCCAAAAAACAACCCCAGUACUCAGACAGCCACUUCAGCAGCAGUGAAUAUCUCAUCUACAAAGAGAGCCAGUGCCGCCUGCGCUACCUGCUGGCACUCAACAUGUAGUUUAAAGACGGAUUUCCUCUCAUUCUGUCUUUAUAAGUAGGGCUGGGUAAAAAAAAUCGAUUUAAUCGAUCUUCGAUCGAUUUCGUCUUAAUUUUGCAUAAUCGAUUAAUAGUGGAUGAGAUCGAUUUUUCAGAGCAGGACCGGGACUACGCGGAAGCGCGACCGGCUCCGUCUUGUGAACCCCUGGGGAAGACUUGGUCUCACUCACAACGGCUCUGGCGUGGAAAAGACGCGGAGGAAGGGUGGAGAAAACCCUUCUGCUGGAGGUCCUCCCGGCCUCAAACUCGAACCCGAAGUGUGAAGGAACUGGCCGCCUGGAGGUUCUCCAAGGCGAGUCACGGAAGCCGGUCGUUCUUGGAAUGAUAACUUGGAUCCAUACUAUCUCCUAUGGCUGAGUAUGGAACUGGAGGAAUAGGAAAGGGACAAUGUCCGACCGCUACACUACCCCACCCUCACACCCACCCACUCCCUGACCAGCAAUCACAAAGCUCAAUCCCAUUCCCGCUCCAAUCACAGAGCGCCCCCCGCCCCCCCAGUGAGUAGAAGCCACCAGCCAUAAAACACAAUAAAGAUGAUGAAGAAGUCUGUUCUGAGCCACUGUAGAAACAUGGCAAAGUUUCUGUCCCAUUCAUUAUUUCA
Molecule: messenger RNA, 2405 nt
Organism: Sphaeramia orbicularis (orbiculate cardinalfish)
Lineage: Eukaryota; Metazoa; Chordata; Actinopteri; Kurtiformes; Apogonidae
Product: protein mono-ADP-ribosyltransferase PARP3-like
Exons: 11
Coding region: 174-1766 (530 amino acids)
Biological process (GO): double-strand break repair; protein poly-ADP-ribosylation
Cellular component (GO): nucleolus; site of double-strand break
Molecular function (GO): NAD+ poly-ADP-ribosyltransferase activity
Source: RefSeq, a predicted model, not a curated record